Messenger RNA from Oryza brachyantha (malo sina), 557 nucleotides. RefSeq lists its product as uncharacterized. The record is from RefSeq and is a predicted model, not a curated record. The transcript has a single exon. NCBI's taxonomy places the organism in Eukaryota, Viridiplantae, Streptophyta, Magnoliopsida, Poales, Poaceae. The coding region runs from base 65 to 334 and encodes 89 amino acids.
GGGAAGCAGCACGGCUUUCUUGAUUCCUCGAGGCAACAGAUCGAUCGAUCGAUCGCGUUUCUCCAUGGAGCGGAGCAGCUCGUUCGGCACGUCGUGGGCCGACCAGUGGGACUACGGCGGCGACCCGAGCCCGCGGGCGGCGCGGCGUGACGGGAAGAAGCAGGGCGGGGUGGAGAAGACCAAGGCGGCCGCGGCAACGGGGCUGAAGAAGGUGAAGGAGGGCACGGCGCACGGGUUCCAGUGGAUCAAGGACAAGUGCCAGAAGAAGAAUCACGGCGGCGGCGGCAAGAAGCAGCAGGCCGACGAGGAAUCGGGGAUCGCUGGGUACCAGUAGACGAACCCGAUUUGUUGAUUGGGUAGCUGCAGUUCUAUUCGUAGGCUUAUGAUUUAUCCAUACGUGUAUAGUUGGGGCAUGCCAGCUUAUUUGCUCGAUUUUGUAUAUACUGUAGUAUCUUAAUGUAGAUGGAUAUCUGAAUCUUCAUAUUGAUUGGUUCGUUGUUUUGUAGCGUAUCGCUCUCGUUUGAUCUGAAAAUUUUUGAUGUUGAUCGGUUACAGCA